AUGAUCGAGUUAAGGCCCCUUCAGAUAACGGCAUUAGUCUUUGCAGUGCUUGCCUUCUUCCUGACCUUUUCAGCAAUUUUAACUCCGGCGUGGCAGGUCGUUUAUGCCCGAGAAAUCCAGCAAUGGAUUCAGAGCGGGCUAUGGUUGAAUUGCCAGACCAGGUAUGCGACCUUUUUGUAGCCCCGACUUCUCAAAAUUUAGGCCUUCAGGAAUGUACACAUGCACGUACAGCUUCUCGGAACAUGACUUUGAUUUCUACACAAAUGCGGAGACCAUCAAUUUGAGGACCCCUCCCUUUUAUUGUACGUAUAGUUGAGUUGAAAUCAUUUUUAUACGAACUGUUAUGUAAUAUGACGUUAUUUUUCAGCAUGGCAGCGAAGUCUAUUGGCCGUUUAUUUGAUCGCGCAGUUCAUCACUUUCCUCUCAUUUUCCUCGUUUUUCUGCUCUCUCAAUCUCCAAACUCGCCAACUUAGUGCCAUUUCAUUUGCCGUUCUCAUCUCAAUUACUUGUAAGCUUUGUACUUGAAAAUCAUCCACAACUUCACCAAAUUAAUUUCCAGUUCUAAUCCAUUCGGGUACCACCUUAGCCUUCGCCGUGUUCACUCAGAUGGUUGAAUAUCGUUUUUACCAUGUCAGUGUGAGUGGAAUAUACGAAGUAAGUCUUUUCCCAAACGCAUUACAAUUUUCAGAAACAUUGGGGUUACUCUUUUUACAUCGAGCUCUUCGUUUUGCUUUUCCUCUUCCUUUCGAUGUGUUUCGCCAUCGCUUUUUUGAUUCAAGAGAGGAUGAAUAAGACCAACAACAACAACUACAGACUGGCUACGGCCAACACCGCCGACUUCUACGGUCUCGACCCUUAUGAGACCAGGCUGGCCAUGCGCGAAUUGCCAAAUGUUCCGAAAUACCGGUAA
Molecule: messenger RNA, 910 nt
Organism: Bursaphelenchus xylophilus (pine wood nematode)
Lineage: Eukaryota; Metazoa; Nematoda; Chromadorea; Rhabditida; Aphelenchoididae
Source: the annotation of a GenBank genome assembly